AUGCAUCCGGGCGGCCGGCGGGAGGAAGCUGCGGCCGGGGGCGCCCUGCGGCGGGCUCCUGCUCUGGGGGGCGGUGCCGGGGCGGGCCAGCCUGUUCCUUGUGAAGUGGUGGGGGAUGGAGAGGAGGACGCGGGGGAGGACGAGGCCGACCUGCUGGACGCUUCGGACCCUCCGGCGGGAGGCGAGAGCGCGGCUAGCGUGGAGGACCUGGAGGACGAAGAGACCCACUCGGGGGGCGAGGGCGGCAGCGGGGAGGCCCAGAGGCGGGCGAGCGGCGGGGGCAGCCAGUGCAAGACCUGCACUUACGAGGGCUGCAGCGAAACCACGAGCCAGGUGGCCAAGCAACGCAAGCCGUGGAUGUGCAAGAAACACCGCAACAAGAUGUACAAGGAUAAGUACAAAAAGAAGAAAAGUGACCAGGCCCUGAAUUGCGGUGGAGCCGCCCCGGCUGGCAGUGCGGGGAACGUCAAACUGGAGGAAACUACAGAUAGCAUUCUCUCAAUUGUUAAACAAAGAACAGGAGCGUUGGGGGAUCGUCCUGCAAGACCUACACUUUUAGAACAAGUGUUAAAUCAAAAAAGACUGUCAUUAUUAAGAAGCCCAGAAGUGGUGCAGUUUUUACAGAAACAACAACAGCUAUUAAAUCAGCAAGUUUUGGAGCAAAGACAGCAGCAGUUUUCAGGACCAUCAGUGUGA
Pipistrellus nathusii (Nathusius's pipistrelle) is the source of this 696-nucleotide messenger RNA. NCBI's taxonomy places the organism in Eukaryota, Metazoa, Chordata, Mammalia, Chiroptera, Vespertilionidae. The record is from the annotation of a GenBank genome assembly.